AUGGACGCACCGACACACAACCAAGACCCGGAGGCGGCCGCAUACGAUUAUGAGCUUACUAUGCGCAUGACUGAGCAGAUGAGUAUGCAUGAGACACGAGACAUGUACGGCGAGCCGCAUCAACAAAGCGACGCGGCCUGUGACGAUCCAACUCAACAGCACCACGGGGACCAUGCGGACCCAGCCCAAGAGCAUCAAACCUGGGACUAUGAUGCGCCACCGGAGCACGAGCGGGAGGCUGAUCCGAACUACGAGCAUAAUCAGGGUUAUCACGACAAGUAUGAUCCUGUACAGGACCACGCUCAUGGACAAGACUAUAACCACGCGUACACGCACGAGCAUGGGAACGAGCAUGAUCACGGCCUCGCCAACGAUGACGACUAUGAAUAUCAGUAUGAAGAAAGUUAUGCUGAGAAGUACAACGUGAAUCACGACCCAGAAGAUGGGCAAGGUGACGAGCACAACCAGAACCAUGAACAUCACGAUUACCCUGAUCAUCAGCAUGACCAUGACCACGGCUACGACCAUGACCACGACCAAGAGCCUCACCACGACCACGACUCUCACCACGACCACGACUCUCACCACGACCAAGACUCUCACCACGACCAAGACUCUCACCAUGGCCACGAGCAUCACCAGGAACACGAGUCUAGCCAUGACCGUGAGCAUAACCACCACCAUCCACACCAUUUCCCCCACCACCCACAUGGCCAUGAGCAUGAACAUCAGCAUGAGCAUGAGCAUGAUGCCGAACACGGCGACGGCGACCAUAACAAGCACAAGCACGACGAUCCCAACCACGAGCACGAGCACGAGCACGAGCACCACAACGAUGACGAUUAUCAUCCUGACCACGAACACAAGAACAAGCACCACGACGAUGACCACGAUCAUCCCGACCACGAACACAAGAACAAGAACCACGACAACAACGACGAUCAUCCCGACCACGAACAUAAGCACAAGCACCAUCACGACAACAACGACGAUCAUCCCGACCACGAACAUAAGCACAAGCACCAUGACGACGACGACGACGCCGACUCGGACUCCAAAUCCAAAGGGUGCGACGGAAAGUGCUGCGGCGGAAAAUGCGACGGCUCCUGCUGCGGAGGCCAUUGUGUUGGCAACUGUAAGAGCGACAACCCGGAUGUGGUACGCACCACCGAAAUUAGUCUCGAUGUCUCAUAUUCCUAG
Molecule: messenger RNA, 1200 nt
Organism: Cladophialophora carrionii CBS 160.54
Lineage: Eukaryota; Fungi; Ascomycota; Eurotiomycetes; Chaetothyriales; Herpotrichiellaceae
Exons: 1
Coding region: 1-1200 (399 amino acids)
Source: RefSeq, a predicted model, not a curated record